This is a messenger RNA of Trichomycterus rosablanca, 2861 nucleotides long. It is a transcript of the gene lrrn2, whose product is annotated as leucine rich repeat neuronal 2. Lineage: Eukaryota; Metazoa; Chordata; Actinopteri; Siluriformes; Trichomycteridae. Gene Ontology annotation, molecular function: protein binding. Bases 524 to 2695 code for a protein of 723 amino acids. The record is from RefSeq and is a predicted model, not a curated record. Gene Ontology annotation, cellular component: extracellular matrix. The transcript has 3 exons.
CUGAAUACGGAGCUGUGUUUAAUUCUGGCUGGUGUGCUAGUGUGGCAUAGCGAAAACAACCCUAAAUAACGUGGAAAAGCCAGCAGAAAGGAGGAGGAAAAGAAGAACAGAACGCUAGGCUACGCUGAGAGAUGCCAAUUGAUGAUUGCCGUCCUUUGGGGAGUCCCGGCUCUUAAAGGUGACCUAAUGAAGAAUUGUUCCACCUGGACCUCAUUAGGUGCCCCUCUGAAGUAACCCUGAAAGCUUCUCUCUUGAAUCAGGAUGUAAGAUCAGAAGACGGAGUGAAGAACCCGAAACCGCUCGAGUGCAGAACGUCUUGAAAGACUUGUUUUAAAGUAAUUCAAUUUUUCUUUUGCAAAACAAAGGAAAGAUGGGACAGAAGAACCAUUUUAAGGGUGACUUUUUUUGCAGAAGUCAAGUAAAGUUCAUGCUCUUUCAUUAAACACCUAUGAAAAGUAUGAUAUAAAUAUUGGGCUGUAUAUAAGGGUCCACCUUAAAGUGAUAACCUUCCUCAGAAACUGUCAUGAAAAUGAGCAAGCUGACAAUGUUUUUUGUACAAAUUCAACUCCUAUUUGGCUGUGCUAGCUCUUUGGUUAUUCACUCUAUUCCCUGGAGGGUACCCUGCCCUCAUCCUUGUGUAUGCCAGAUCAAGCCCUGGUACUCCCCUCAGUCGACCUAUAAAGAGGCACCUACUGUUGAUUGCAAUGAUCUGCUCCUCACUCAGCUGCCCAAAUCCUUUCCCUCAGAAACACACACUCUUAGGCUACAAAGCAACCUCAUCAGUUCAGUGGACCAGAGCGAACUCCACGGCCUUGCCAAUCUGACAGAGCUCGAUCUCUCCCACAACAGUUUCAUCAGUACCCGUAACCUAAAGAUCACCGACAUGCCAGCUCUUCUCAGCCUACACAUGGAAGAGAAUCAGCUGAGGCACCUGCCUGAAGAAGCUUUCUCUGGAUUGCCUAGUCUUCAGGAAUUGUAUCUUAAUCAUAACAGGCUUAGAAGCAUCUCUCCUGGAGCUUUUAAGGGUCUUGAUCAUCUUUUAAGGCUGCAUCUGAACUACAAUCACCUAAUGAUCAUUGACAGGCAUUGGUUCCAUGCCUUGCCUCAACUAGAAGUGCUCAUGAUUGGAGGAAAUCCAGUUGACUCUAUUAAAGAUCACAACUUUAAACCGCUUGGAUCUUUACGCAGCCUGGUUCUGGCAGGUAUGGGCUUGCGGGAGAUCUCAGAGCGUGCCCUAGAGGGACUUCUCAGCCUUGAGAGCAUCAGCUUUUAUGACAACAACCUAACCAAAGUCCCGAAAGAGGCCUUGCAGAAAUUAGCAGGCUUGAAGUUUUUAGACCUCAACAAGAACCCAAUUCAGUUGGUACAGAAAGGUGACUUCAGAGACAUGCUUCACCUAAAAGAACUCGGCUUGAACAACAUGGACAAGUUGGUUUCUAUUGAGCAUUCUGCAAUGGAGAACCUGCCUGAGCUGACAAAAUUGGAAAUGACAAACAAUCCCCGGCUGUCGUAUAUUCACCCCCAAGCUUUCCAGAAGCUUCCAAGUAUGGAGAGUUUAAUGCUUAACAGUAAUGCCUUGAGUGCUCUGCAUCGGCAGACUGUCAGGUCUCUACCAAGCCUACAAGAGAUCAGUUUGCAUACCAAUCCCAUUCGCUGCGACUGCCUUAUUCGCUGGGUAGGGGCAGAGGAUGACAAACCAGUCCGUUUCAUCGAACCCCAGUCUACAUUUUGCUCAGAACCACCAGAGUUAAAAGCCAGGAAAGUAAAAGAAGUCUCCUUCAACGAGAUGGCAGAUAGCUGCCUUCCUUUGAUUGCCCCAAGCACUUUCCCAUCUUACGUUCAGGUAAAACAAGGAGACAACAUAGCCCUGCAUUGCAGAGCACUAGCAGAACCAGAACCAAGUAUUUACUGGGUUAUUCCAAAUGGUAUCAGGUUAAACCUUUCCAACAGCGUUGGCCAUUACCGGGUGUUAACAGAAGGAACUCUGGAGAUCUUUGGAGUCACCCAUGAAGAGGCUGGCUUGUACACUUGCGUUGCACAAAAUCUGGUUGGGGCUGACACAAGGAGCCUGACAAUCAAUGUCACAGGAUCUCGCAGGGCCCAAAUUAUGAGUAUGAAAAGAAAAGAAGGCAGCCUUGGGAUCCAAAAUGUCGAAGAACGUUACGCUUUACUGACUCUGCAUACUGGCCAGAGCGUUCCUGGAGCACGGAUUACCUGGAUAGCCAACGACAGCCUGGAAGAGCACCACAGACACAGCACUCGAAUACUAGCAGGCACUAGAGGAUUUAACCUAUCACAUCUCCAACCAGGGACCCAUUACAAGGUUUGUCUGCACGUGGGGCCGAAUGACACCUCAUGUGUACAUCUCAGGACUAAAGAAGUCCAGUUCAUUCCAGUUUCUUCUCCAGAGAUGACUCCAGCUGUCAUACUGGCCAUCUCGGCUCUGUUUCUCUUGCUGGCAGCCAGAGCUUUUCAAGGAGGAACGAUUUACAACUGGAAAGAGUACACACCAGAGUUUGAGAAACCCCAUACCACUAUUUUAACCCAGGAAGCAAAGGCUUUUUUGGUUCCAGUGGUGCCAGUGAAACAAGCGCUUCAUCAGCAUGGAAAUGAUCUCUCAGAGGGCAGUGGGAGGAAGGUCAGUGGUGCUAAGCAAGGGUGUGAUCUUCAAGGACCUGCAAAGGAGACAUGUUGAGUUCAAGGCACAGAGGAAGUAAAGUCCUUGGAAGAGCUACAGCUCGCAGUCAAAACUAACCUUACUACACUAAACAAAACCAGAACUUUCAUUAUCAGAUUAUGACCAAGUGUCUGAAUAAUACGUCCAGUUACAAAAUUUCUAUUUAUUUUAUAAUUAAAAAAGG